AUGGAACUGAUUAAAGAGGAGAUUAAAAAAAAGAAACAUAAAAAGAAAAUGGGAAGACGUUAUAGUUAUAAUGAUAAUAUAGAGGAAUUGAGAAAGCUUAAAAAGAUUCUGUUAAACUUAGAUGUACUUAUCGAUGUGUCCAAAAUUGUUAUUCAAAAGAAUGAAAAUUUUGAUAUGGAGUUAUUAAAUAAUGUAAAUGAUAGGUUUGUUGAAAAAAUAUAUUAUUUAUUAAAGGAUAAAAAAAAGAAUACUCUACCUGAAGAAGAAUUAGUUGAAUUCAUAUUUUUAUUAUUAAAAGAAAGAAAUGAAUAUAAUAAUUUAGAAAAAAAAAAAAAAUAUAUAUAUAUUAAUGUACAAAAAAAUUUAACAAAUUGUCCUAUAAAAAAUGAAGUAACUACACUUAUUCAAAAAAUUAAUAAAUUCUAUUAUUAUUUUAAAGAAUUUUUAUUAAAAGAAAAAUAUAAUAUAAAAGACGACGAGAAUAAAAAUUAUCAUGAUAAUAAGGAUGAUACUAAUAAUUAUAAUAAUAUUCCAGAAAAUUGUAAAAACCAAUCGAAACAUAAUCAGGACUAUUUAAAUUAUCAUGAAGAUAAUAUAAUUAAUAUUCAUGUAAAUGAUUUAAGAUGUAAUAACAAUGAUAAUAAUAAAGAAUCUUUAUUUUGUAAUAAGGAAAUAAUAAAAAAUAAUAAACAAAGAAAUAAUUUCCAAGGAAAAGAAAAAAAAAAUACAAAAGAUGAAGUAGCUACUACAAUACAUAAUAUUCUUUCUUGUAAGGAUAUAUCAUCCAAUCAAUUUAAUAAUUAUAAUAAUACAUUACAAACAAAUGAUUAUAAUAAGGACUUCUUAUACAAGGAUGUUCUUAUGGAUAUUAUGAGCAGUGAGAGUGAAAAAAAUAUUGCAUCAGAAAAAAAUAUUACGUGUGAAAAAAAUAUUACGUGUGAAAAAAAUAUUACGUGUGAAAAAAAUAUUACGUGUGAAAAAAAUAUUGAGUGUAAAAAAAAUAUUACGUGUGAAAAAAAUAUUACGUGUGAAAAAAAUAUUGCGUCUGAAAAAAAUAUUGCGUGUGAAAAAAAUUUUAUUAUAUCCAAAUGGAAAGACAAUCGACAAACCUUUUGUGAGGACAAGAUUAGUGUUUCUUCAAACGAUAUAGAACCUUUAAUAUCUUCAAAUAGUAAGUAUAUCAUGAGAGAUAAACAUACAUAUGUUCCUGAUAAAAAAUUAUUAUCUGAAGAAGAGAAUAAGAAACAUCAAAAGGAACAUUACCAUUUAACAAAAGAUAUAAAACAUAAUGAUAUUGCUCAUGUUACUAACAAUGACAGUAUCAAUAAUUAUUUAUAUAAUAAAUAUUAUAUUAAUGACGACAAUAAAAUAAAGCAUAACGAUAGUAAUCUUAAUCAUAAUAAAAAUGAAGUUAUUAAAAAGGUUGAUAUCGAAAAUAUACAUAUGAUUAAUGGAUAUGAUCCUAAUGAAGAUAUAUUAUUGAAUAAUAACAAAAGGAUUUCAAAUGAAAAAUUAUGUGUUCCAAGAACGAAGGAUAAUGAAAUUUUAAAAAAUAAGGAACUAAAUAAUUAUCUAGGUGAAGCUUAUAAUGAUUGUAUAAAUGAAGAGACAUACAAAAAUAUGAAACAUGAAAAUUGUGAUGAAAAAAAAAAAAAAACAAAUUUUCAAAAUGUAAAUAGUAAUUUUAAAGAGCAACAUCUUUUAUUUUGUAAUAAUUUGCAAGAACAAAUGAAAUAUAGAUCUGAUAAAAAUUUAAAAUAUGAUGAAAAAUUAUAUAAUAAUAAUAUUAAUAAUAAUAAUAAUACAAAUGAAGAAAAAAAUAUUGUAAAACCAAAUAAUCAACAUCAUAUACAUAAUAACCUUUUACAUAAUAUUAAUAAUAAACAUAUUCAUUUAAACACUAUUACUCUUUCAAAUAGCUUACCUCAAAAGAAUGAUUACCAAACAAAUAAAUUUAUACAUAAAAAUGACAUAAACGAAUUCAAAAAUUUAACAAUAAAUAAUUUUCAAAAGAAAGAAAAGGAAUUAACUGCUCAUAAUCAUAAGAAUACUAUUAAAAGUAAUAUAAAUAAUAUUCAUAUGAAAAAUUCUGGGGAUACUGAAGAAGUUCCAGACAAUAAUCCAAGUUUUUUUUUUAAUACUAAUCAAAUAGAAAAUGAAAAAAAAAAAAAAAAAAUAAAUAAUAAUAAUAAUAAUAAUAUCAAAACAUAUAUAGCUAAUUUCAAUAUAAUUCAUAAGAAUAACCUGAACGAGUCAGGUAAAAAUAUGGAACAUAAUAUAGCUAGCCAAGAAGAGAAUAUUUUAUUUGAAAAUAAGAAUAAUGAUAUGGAAGAAUUAUAUAGAGAACAUUCCAGAGAAUUAUUGGAGGAAAAUAUAAUAAAUAAGAUAGGAAAUAAUACGAAAAAGAAGAAAGAAUAUGAUGAAUGCACAAUAAAUCCAUGUAUUGAUAAUGUUGUCUAUAAUUUACAUGAUAAUAUAAAUGGAGAAAAAAAGGAUGAAAAUAAUAUGGAAUAUUUUUUAAAAAGGGAAGAUGAAAGUUUAAAAGAUUUUGAUAUGAUAUUAUAUAAUAAUAGGAAGGAAAAUUCUGAAAGUGAAGAAGAUAAAUCCAUUGAGAAUAUUAAAAUGUUGGGAACUGAGUCAUUUUAUGAAGAUGAAAAUAAUGAUGAGGACAUAAAACAUUUUGAUGAAAAUUUAACAUAUGAACAGAGGAAAAUAAGUGAUGAUAAUUAUGGAUACAUGCACUAUAUAGACGUGGAAGUUGAUGAUUAUGAAAAUGUAAGAAAUAAAAAUGAGGAUAGUAGCAAUAUUUAUGAUGAUGAAGAAAUAUAUAAUCAAAAGGAAGAACAUGAUGGAAAAAAAAUAUUUUUAAACAGAUCAGAAAAAAAUGCAAUAAACAAUUUAUAUAAAACUUAUGAGAUGACACAAGGUGAUAACGAUGAUAUGGAUGAUAAUUAUUAUUUGUAUGAUGAAAAUAAAAAGGGAGCUACAAAAAAUAUCCUUUGUGAAUUUAAUAAAGAGGGUAAAAAAGGUAUAGUGAAUAAAUUUAAUAGGGACAUAUUACAAAAAAUUGAGAAAAACGAUGACAAUAAUGAUAAUAAUAAUGAUAAUAAUAAUGAUAAUGAUAAUAAUAAUGAUAAUAAUAAUGAUAAUGAUAAUAAUAAUGAUAAUGAUAAUAAUAAUGAUAAUGAUAAUAAUAAUGAUAAUAAUAAUGAUAAUAUUCAUAAUAAUAUUCAUAAUAAUAUUCAUAAUAAGUUUAUGAAUACACGAAACGAUAAUUAUAUAAAAAAUAAUACAUAUUUAAAUAAGGCGAAUCCAAACAUAUUUAAUGAAAAUACAACAAAUUAUAACCAGAAAGAAAACAGUUUUAAUCAAAGUGAUUUUUUACUCUUAAAAAAAAAAGAGCAGGGAAAUAGUAGACUGAAGAAGUGGCUAUGUAAAAUUAAUGCGAGAGAAAAAGAAAAAGAAAAAAAACUUCAGCAGAAAAAAAAUGAAUCAUAUGAUAGAGAAUUAAAAAAUUGUACUUUUCAUCCUACAUUAAAUAAUAACAGAAUAAAAAGGGAAGGUACCAUAAAAGAAAUGGAUGAUACUUAUGAUGAUGAUAAUAAAAAUUUGAGUGAAAAUUAUGAUUGUUAUAAUAAAUAUGUUAAUAAUACUUAUUAUGGUGAUAAUAACAAAGAUUGUUAUAAUUAUGAUCAAGAAAAAAUAUAUGAUUUCAAUAAUAAUUCCUAUUACAAGAAUAAGGAACAAAACCACUCCUUUCACCAUUUUAAUAUAGAUAAAAAAAGAAACGAUAAUAAAAAUAUGAAAAAAAAAAUUAAUCGAAAUAAAAUACUUUAUUUGAAAGGUUUGAAAAGUAAGGAAUUAUUAUUACAAAAAAAAAUAGAUUACCAAAAUGAAGAAGAAAAAAAAUUUAAAAAAGAAUGUAUAUUUCAUCCUUCUAUAAAGGAUAAUGUAAAAAUAUUCCUUUCUGAUUUACCAAAUGGAUAUAACAAAACAGUGGACAGAAUAAAAAGAGGUGUCGAAGAAAAAAAAAGAAUAAAUAAUUUUUUACAAUAUAGAAUACCACAUAUGAAUAACAAUGCAAAUAUCCAAAACGAAAAAAAAAAUGAAGGAAAACAAAAUAAUAAGAAGAAAAAUAAUAAUAUACCUCAACCAUUUAGUUUUGAUAAAGGACAAUAUAAAGUAAAAAUCAAACCAGUUUUUUUUGAAAGAAAAAUAAAAAUCUCAGAAAAUAAAAUAGCUUGUCUAGCUGUUCGUGAGGAUGAGGAUCCCUUAUAUAUUGUUGAUAUUUUUUGUAAAAUACAUGCACUUAAAAAUGAAAAUAAACAAAUAUUAUAUGACUACAUACUUGACGAAUUGAAGCAAGAGUCCUUCGAAAAAUAA
Plasmodium reichenowi is the source of this 4383-nucleotide messenger RNA. RefSeq lists its product as hypothetical. Bases 1 to 4383 code for a protein of 1460 amino acids. The transcript has a single exon. NCBI's taxonomy places the organism in Eukaryota, Apicomplexa, Aconoidasida, Haemosporida, Plasmodiidae. The record is from RefSeq and is a predicted model, not a curated record.